This is a messenger RNA of Acanthocheilonema viteae, 747 nucleotides long. The record is from the annotation of a GenBank genome assembly. Lineage: Eukaryota; Metazoa; Nematoda; Chromadorea; Rhabditida; Onchocercidae.
AUGGCUAUAUAUCAUCAGCAUCAUCAACCGACAAAUUUAAUCCAAAAUCCGGCUCAACAACCUCAUCGUUGGUCUGCUCAUUAUCCGGAGUCUUGCAUGUCCAGAAAACCGGAGUUGCAUGCAGUAAAUCAAAGGAAUAACUCAGUAUCAGUACCUAGUACCCGAAUGCCAACGUUCGGAUUCCCGUGGAGUUUACCGACAGCGAACAGCACGACGUUUUCAUCAUUGCCAACAAUUCCAAACGUACCAUCUUCCGUGUUCCCAACACCGAACUUCUCGUUGGAACAACUAACCUCGACGGAUGGUAUGCAGUAUUUGGGUUUCUCUGAACGUUUACCAUCCACUACUGUCGUACCGCAAUUUGCACUUUAUACAUAUUUAAACAUGCACACUGACUCGCGAUUCGAUUUGAUAGCUAACCCUUGCGACAGCAAUGGCGACCCAAAAUUUUCUGUACGGCUCCGAUCGCAGCAGACGCGACGAAAGCCUCGCAUUUUAUUUACCCAAUCUCAGGUGAGUGAGCUGGAAGAGCGUUUCAAAUUGCAGCGAUACGUGAAUGCAGCAGAACGAGAACGACUGGCAGUGACAUUGGGACUUACUCCCACACAAGUCAAAAUUUGGUUCCAAAAUCGACGCUACAAAUGUAAACGGAUGGAACUGGACCGGACGUUACAAUUUUCAUCCCAUUUAAUUCUAAGUCACAGUUCGUCCGCUUUUAUACGUUCAGUACAGUCAACUGUGCUCUGA